Messenger RNA from Carcharodon carcharias (great white shark), 4360 nucleotides. RefSeq lists its product as uncharacterized. NCBI's taxonomy places the organism in Eukaryota, Metazoa, Chordata, Chondrichthyes, Lamniformes, Lamnidae. Gene Ontology annotation, biological process: protein linear polyubiquitination; protein transport. Gene Ontology annotation, molecular function: zinc ion binding; linear polyubiquitin binding; ubiquitin protein ligase activity. Gene Ontology annotation, cellular component: LUBAC complex. The transcript is spliced from 23 exons. The record is from RefSeq and is a predicted model, not a curated record. The coding region runs from base 46 to 2637 and encodes 863 amino acids.
CGGUUUCAUUCUGAAUAUUCAACAGUGGAUUCUGCCGCUCGAGGAAUGAUGAGUGUUCCCGGAAACCCACACAACCGUGGUUUGAUCGAAUGUUCAUACCGUUAUCCAGCAGAGGUUAUGAAGGAACUUAAAAAUGUACAAGCAACAUACAGAAACCUCUCUGUAUGUUUUGACUAUUAUCGUGAUGGAACUGGAGUUAAAAAUAAGCUUGUUAAUUUGAAUGGCAAUAUUCCUGUGCCAUGCAGAGGCUUAAUUUAUAAUGUUCCAAUAAGCAUUUGGUUGCACAACACGCACCCCCAGUUUCCACCAAAAUUUUUUGUGAAGGGGUUACCAAUAGGGUGCCAAAACCCUGGAAUCCAUAUGGAUAACACCGGCAUGGUGUCUUCGAAUUAUUUAAGGAACUGGAAAUACCCGACAUCACAUUUGGUGGGCCUUAUUGAAGACAUAAGAACAUCAUUUAUGAACUGCUUAAAUAAUCCAACACAGAUUGCUCUUUCGCAAGCACGCCAUUCCCCCAACUCUCUUGCUGUGCCUCCUCAGCCAAGCAUUCUACAUUCCACUGAAAAUAGUUGGCAGAGUCUCCAGAAUAUUCCUCAGCCUUUGAAUUCUGGUUGUUUCCUGCCUGCCUAUUCAAAUGUAUGGUCCCUUGGUUACCAACAUGAGGGCAGUGGUUAUUCUGUGUCUCCUGCAAGGACUUCUCCAAGCCUGUUACCUUCCAGAUCUUUGCGUGAAGCUGUCAAGGGAAAAUCUGAUCAUGCGGUGAAGAAAAAGAUGGAUUCUGUAGAACAAACUGUAGAUCUCUUUAAAGACUUGCAUUUGGACAAAGUGCUUAAUGCGUUUAACUUGGCGACAUCUUCCAAAAACAAACAAGGUGUGGCUGAUGUUUCUGAUUGGAUUGAAUCAGAAGAUGCAAAACCUUUGAGUUUACGGGAUGCUCAAAAUUCAAGCACUUAUAAAGAUAAACGGAGAGUGCACGUGUUCAACAUUCCUGUUGAAUUUCCAUGCCACAGGAUGAAAGAUAAGCUUACCAUAUUUUUCCAAAGAGCUAUAAACGGUGGCGGGGAAAUAGUUGAUUUUCAGUAUCCAACUAAAAUUCCGGGGAAUGCUGUUAUCACAUUUGAUGAUGCCAAAGUUGCAGAAAGAGUUGCCCAACAGGAACGUUGUGUGAUCACCAUUAGUAAUAAAAACUUCCCCAUAAAGUUGAAGUUGUGUGAUGAGAAAGAUGACGUGUUAGCUAAAGAUGACAUUGGAGCUAAAAUUCUUCCUAUGGAUAUGGUGCAUUCGCGUGAAACUUGGGUAGAAUUGUCAUCGAUUCCUGUUGAUCUGCCGAGGGACAAAUCGAUAAUUUUCAAGAGAUUACUGAGCCUUCAAGACCAGAAUUUCAGUGCUGAGGAUGUGAUGGAAGUUGUGCAGUCUGGUUUAAAUUAUGAAUCAGCUUUGCGGUAUCUUUCUCAUGAGUGUCCCAUUUGCAGCGAUCAUGUAUCUUUUAGCAAGAUUGUCACAAUGACGCACUGUAGCUGUUCGUUCUGUAAAGACUGUUUUAAGAACUAUUUUUCAUCAGUCAUAAAGGAGAAAAAUAUUGUGAACAUGGUUUGCCCAAUGUGCAGUACACCUGAUCUGAAAACCCACCAGCUCCAAGAGGAUAACAUGGAAUACUUCAAUUUAUUGGAUAUUCAGAUUCGCCACUAUCUUGAUGAAGAAAUUCAUGAGUUGUUUCAAAGAAAGCUUCGAGACCGAACUCUGAUGGAAAUGCCAAACUUCAGAUGGUGUGCACAUUGUUCCUUUGGACUGUUGCAUGAGAUGGAUAGAUUGAGAAUGGAUUGCCCUUCCUGUAAAAAAAGCACAUGCUUCCAGUGCAAGAUUCCGUGGGAGCAACAGCAUGAAGGAAUCAGCUGUGAAAAAUUUAAGUUAUGGAAGCAGCAGAAUAAUCCUGAGUAUCAGGCGAGCAAAUUAGACAUCUACCUCUGCAAGAAUGGAAUAGAGUGCCCUAAUUGCAGAGUUCGAUUUGAUCUGGCCAGAGGAGGGUGUAUGCAUUUUAAUUGCACCGAAUGUCAUUAUGACUUCUGUGGUGGCUGUAAGAGACCCUUUAAAUUAGGAUCGGCUUGUGUGUUCAUGAGUAACUGCCAUACUAAGGGUUUGCAUGCACAUCAUCCCCGGGACUGCUUCUAUCACCUUAGAGACUGGAGUGUGGAACGGCUGCAGCAACUAUUACACAGAGCUGGUAUUUCCUUGACUGCCCUUGGAACAGAUAACAGUCUAGGACAGGUAGAAGGUAAAUGCAAAGUUAUGGAGCAGAGAGAAACCUCACAUGGUCUGAAAGAUGAUCAGUGUGGACACAGUUCAGUUAAAGGCUACUUGGGCUUUUGCAAAAUCCAUUUUAAACAGUUUUUGGUGGAAAUCAUUAAUAAAAAUUCUUUGGACCCAGCUGUACUGUACAGCAAAGAGGAAAUGUUAAUGGAACUACAACGCUGGGGAGUUGCUAUCCCUAACCAACAUAUGAAUGAACUAGAAGAACAAUUUACACAAAGACUAAGAAAUAAAAUAUUGAAUGAACUAAAGCUAGACAAUCAACAAACUGUUUUCAACAAGAAUUCAGGUUCAUUUGCUUCUAUCAGUCAGAUGUCUGAUGAGAAGUAGCUAUAUCCAAGUAGACACAGAGAUUGUAAACAAAAACAAUGAACAUUUACAGCACAGAAGGAGGCCAUUCAGCCGAUUGUGUCUGUGCCAGCAACCUACUGUGAAAAUGCUGUAUAUCAAGAUGUCUUGUUAAGAUUGCAUUAACUUUUAUUUAUUUUAGUUAUCACGUGUCAAUUAUGUUUAAACAGUAAUUGAUUUCAUGUGGCAUUGCUCGCAGUCAAAUGUUUCAUAGAAAUAUAGAAAGAUUUGUGGCAAGAUUUGGCCCAUCAUGCCCAUGGCAGCCAAAAAUGAGCAAUGCGAUCUAAUCCUACUUUGCAGUUCUUGGUCUUUAGCCCUGUAGGUUACAAUGCCUCAAGUACUUAUCCAGAUGCUUCCAUUAAAUGUGAUGAGGGUUUCUGCCUCUAGCACAUUCUCAGGCAUCGAGACCACAGCACUCUCUAGGUGGGGCAAAAAAAAGUCUUACCUAGAGAAAAAGAAUGGAGAAGCCAGUUUGGAUCAGGAAUCAGUUUAGGGCUGUGUGUGUAAGAGAAAAAUUGGGAUUUGGCAUAUAGCUGGGCUUGAGUAUGGCAGUGACUUCAGCUGCAGGAGCAGAGCCUGCAUAGGUGGCCUGUGCAAAUGUGUUAAAGCAUCAGAGCAAUGUCAGUGCAGUAAUUGAUUCCGGAGAUAUAUUUUUCAGUAAACUAUAAUCGAUCUUCCAUCUGAAAGAAGGAAGCUCGGGGAAUAUGGCAGAACUCAGUCGCAGCCCUCAACAUGUUUUGCACACAUCUUUAAAGAAAUGGGGAAAUUUAAUAUUUUUGUUUAUCAUGCAAUUUUUAGAAUUAUAAUUUUAAAAGACAAGAGCAGCUAUUUGCCUGCAUUACAAUAAGUAACCAUGAAAUUAAUUUUCCAAAUAAGGACAAAAAUUACAAGGCUCUACUGCCAUUGCAAGGCCUCACCAUGCACAUAUCUGUAAUGGAGUUGGGGUUACAACACUAUAGAUUCAAUUCUUCAUUUUAUACUCCUCCAAUGAGGUCCUUGACAAUAAAUCUGUUUCUGUUCAUUGUUGCUUUGGAUCAAAUCCCCUAUGCUAAAUUUACAAUCAGGAUUAAUUUGCAUCCUGCUUAUACGUAAAUCAUACAGCUGCCAUGUGACCUCAGAGCAUGGGAAGAUUUCCAACUCGCUGCUUGAGUGAUUUUGCACAGUGUUACUAUUUAUUUGUCUUAGUGACAUAUUUCUUAUUCCAUUUAACUAUAGAUUUUAUAUUUUUGUAUGUUGGAAGUUGUUUUUGUUCUGCUAUAGACUGUUUAUCUCUUGAUCAUAACCUCUGGAUGAUGUUUAAAAAAUAAGUUUUAAUAUUUUUAUCCCAGUGUUCCUUCUAUCCCAGAGUUGCCCACAAUACACAAUGUUGAUCAUAUUCAACCUCCAAAAUCUAGUAACUUUGUUCUAUUUUCAUUUAUAUUUUUUAUUAGUUUAUCUUGUUUAAAUUGUGUGAGUGGGGCUGGUGGUUAGCCUCAUUAGUACAGUAAGUCCUCACUUAAAGUUGUGGUUGUGUUCCUGAAAAUCAUGACUUUAAGUGAAACAUUGGUUCCCAAAGUAAUCAAUGUUAAAACUGUAGUUGGGUUCUGUAGGACCUUUCUUAUCAGAAAAAAUAAUUUUAUAGUAUUUUACCCUAUAAGUUGCAACAUUUUACAUUGCUAAAUUACUACAUUGGUAAAUUAAAAUUACUUUUAUAUUUUUAAACUUA